CACACACACACACAGUGAGGAUGCCGGUGAUGAAGGGAUUGCUCGCGCCGCAGAACACCUUCCUGGACACGAUCGCCACGCGCUUCGACGGCACGCAUAGUAAUUUCAUCCUGGCUAACGCUCAGGUUACACAGGGGUUCCCCAUAGUCUACUGCUCAGAUGGCUUCUGUGAGCUCACGGGUUUCACGCGCACCGAGGUCAUGCAGCAGAGCUGUUCCUGCAGGUUUCUUCAUGGGCCCGAGAGCAGCGAGCGCGUCAUCCUGAGUGUGGAUUCUGCUCUUGAAGAGCGCCGUGAGCUUAAAGAAGAGCUCAUGUUCUAUAAGAAGACAGGUUGUGUUUUCUGGUGUCUUCUGGACAUUGUGCCUAUUAAGAACGAGAAAGGCGAUGUCGUUCUCUUCCUUGCUUCGUUCAAAGACAUCACCAAGGCGAAAAGCAUCAGCGCUGAGAAGAAAAAAGAGCGUCAUCAUGGUCGGACCAAAGGCGGAUCUCCAUUAAGUACAGCUCAGGUUCACCCCAACGCUUCCCUGUAUUACACCUCAGGACCUCAUCUCCACAACCGGCAGAAACGAAGGAAAAUCAAACUCAACAAGAAUGUUUUCGGGGAUCCACCAGCUCUGCCAGAGUACAAGGUUGCAGAUGCCCAGAAGUCCAAACUCAUCCUUCUUCACUUCAGCACGUUUAAGGCUGGCUGGGAUUGGCUAAUCCUGCUGGCUACGUUCUACGUGGCCGUGACCGUCCCCUACAACGUGUGUUUUAUUGGUGAUGAAGACUUGACACGCAGCACCACCGUCACUGACAUCGCUGUGGAGAUCCUUUUUAUCACAGACAUUGUGUUUAACUUCCGCACCACAUACGUCAGCACGUCUGGACAAGUGAUCUUCGAUGCACGGCAGAUCUGCAUCCACUACAUGACCACCUGGUUAGUCAUCGACUUGGUGGCCGCACUGCCCUUUGACCUCCUCUAUUCCUUCAGUGUUAGUGUGGUCUCAGUUGUGCACUUGUUAAAGACAGUACGUUUGCUGCGUCUGCUGCGCUUGUUGCAAAAAAUGGACCGCUACUCUCAGCACAGCGCGGUGGUGCUCACCCUGCUUAUGUCCAUGUUUGCCCUGCUGGCUCACUGGAUGGCCUGUAUCUGGUACAUCAUUGGAAAGAAGGAGAUGGACAGCAAUGGGCACACCACUUGGGAUAUAGGUUGGCUACAUGAGCUGGGGAAGCGUUUGGAGAUCCCCUACACCACAGUGAAUGGCUCAACCAAGCGCGGCCCCUCAUUGCGCAGUGUGUACAUCGCGUCACUCUACUUUACCCUCAGCAGUCUGACCAGCGUGGGCUUCGGCAAUGUCUCCGCUAAUACUGACGCUGAGAAGAUCUUCUCUAUCUGCACCAUGCUUAUUGGAGCACUCAUGCAUGCUCUGGUAUUUGGCAAUGUGACAGCCAUCAUUCAGCGCAUGUACUCGCGCUGGUCCUCGUACCAUACCCGAACUAAUGACCUGAAGGACUUUAUAAGGGUUCACCACCUGCCGCAGAGCCUCAAGCAGCGCAUGCUCGAGUACUUCCAGACGACCUGGUCUGUCAACAGUGGCAUCGAUUCAAAUGAGCUCCUGAAAGACUUCCCUGACGAGUUGCGCUCGGACAUCGCCAUGCACCUGAAUAAGGAAAUUCUGGAGCUGGCCGUGUUCUCAUCUCUGAGUCGGGGUUGUUUGCGCUCUCUGUCUCUUCACAUUAAGACAUCGUUUUGCGCACCUGGAGAAUACCUCCUGCGGCAAGGAGAUGCACUGCAGGCCCUCUACUUUAUCUGCUCCGGCUCCAUGGAGGUGCUCAAGAAUGGCAUGGUGCUUGCUAUUCUUGGUAAAGGGGACCUGAUUGGAGCCAACUUGUCCGUGGAAAACUGGGUGAUAAAGACAAGUGCAGACGUGAAAGCACUGACAUAUUGUGAGUUGCAGUGCAUUAAUCUGAGGGGACUGUAUGAGGUGCUGGACCUGUACCCUGAGUACUCCCACCACUUUGUCCAGGACAUUACUCAAGACCUCACCUACAACCUUAGAGAGGAGCAGGAUAGCCACGUGGAGUGGAGGAGAAAUGGAACCACAAACUCUCGUCAGCAUAAAGAACUUUCCAUUCAUCACAGUUGCAUUACCAAACUUGACCCCUCUAAUCUCAGUCCCAGGAUUGUUGAUGGUACAGAAACUAGUGAAGGUCCAGGGACAGAGAAAUCUUCAUUAUUCUCUUUCUUUCCUGAUCAUCAGAAGAGUUUGGCCAAUACCACCAAAAAAACAGGUAUCCUGCAGAUAAGCUCUGCUGAGCUGUCAACAAAAUCAGAAGAGACCAGAGGACAGUUAGGGCACCUUGACCAAGAGGUAAACUUCCUUGGACAUGAAUUAGCUGAACUGGGCAGUGUAAUGAGGAGCCUCACCAUUCUCAUUGAGUCCAUGAUGGCUUUGCCUCAAAAAGCCAAUAUUUAUAGCCCUCACUGCAGCCAAGGACACCCCACACAGUGUGUUACACCUGAAGACCAGGUCAUGCCUUGGAUUAAACAGCUUCCUUCUGAACAGGUGCAAACUUGGUUAACUCCUGAAGGACUUGCAACAAUUACAACACAAGGACUGUAGGUGGUUUGCACCUUGGAUAACACCUUUUAUAGACCAUAUAGACCAUACCCCUCUGUUCUGUUUUCCCAGUUUGACAUUAAUAGAUCUAGUGUGCUAACAAGAAGGUCCCAAAGCCUGCAAACUCCAGAUCACUGGAACAUUACCUCGUGAUGGAAGACUGGACAAGGGACCAAUCACAGUCCCCUGGGUUUGUGCAGCAAAACUUAAAAUGUUGAUCUUCAGGUAAUCCUAACUGAGACCAUGAGGCAUGUAAACUCUGACUCAGAGCAAUGUGGAUGAUUUGCAAAUUAAAUCCAUGAAAGAGUUGCCAUGAAUUUUAUAUUUUAAUGCACAUUGAAUAUUUUGCUACCAGGUUUAAUUGUUACAGAAGUUGGAAUGAAAUGAAUCAUACACAGCUUCAUCCAUUUUUAAAUGAAUGCUGGUUUAAAUCUCUUUGAAUAUACACAAGACUAAA
This is a messenger RNA of Clarias gariepinus (North African catfish), 3060 nucleotides long. RefSeq names its product potassium voltage-gated channel, subfamily H (eag-related), member 8 (gene kcnh8). Bases 21 to 2606 code for a protein of 861 amino acids. Gene Ontology annotation, cellular component: membrane. Gene Ontology annotation, molecular function: voltage-gated potassium channel activity. The transcript is spliced from 15 exons. Lineage: Eukaryota; Metazoa; Chordata; Actinopteri; Siluriformes; Clariidae. The record is from RefSeq and is a predicted model, not a curated record. Gene Ontology annotation, biological process: regulation of membrane potential; potassium ion transmembrane transport.